This is a messenger RNA of Aspergillus aculeatinus CBS 121060, 1078 nucleotides long. RefSeq lists its product as uncharacterized. The transcript is spliced from 2 exons. The record is from RefSeq and is a predicted model, not a curated record. Lineage: Eukaryota; Fungi; Ascomycota; Eurotiomycetes; Eurotiales; Aspergillaceae. Bases 255 to 920 code for a protein of 221 amino acids.
CGUCCAUCAGGUCAUUUUGCUCGCAAGCUCCCCUUCACAAUCUCAUCAGUACCCAGAGCCUGCAUGCGCUUGAGUCAUAUGCAUCCUUCUCUCCCGCCUGCGGUGGACCAAACUUAAGUCGGCGCAGAGUCUUCGCUGCAUUUGAUAGCAGAGAUCGAUACUCAAACCCCACCCACAAACAGCGGUCUAGAACCGAGCAUUUGACAAGCGAAAUAUAUCUUCCAACCCUCCCAUCAGAUAUCCCCGACACAGACAUGGAUACCUUGAGAGCGGUUUUGACCUAUUCUCAAGAAUGGUUUCUCGCACCACGAUGCUGUGUAUGUUUAAGGCGUUUCCAUUCAGCGAAGCCCACCAUCAGGCUAGAAUGCGAUCAUCUAUAUUGCGUCAAGUGCCUUAAGGGCUCCUUCUUCAGGGCUACCCAGGAACCAUCCCUUUUCCCGCCCACGUGCUGCAAGACCGUGAUACCCCUGCGUCUAGCAAAAGAGUACAUGACCGAAAAAGAACUCUACGAAUACGACAAAGCAAAACUUGAAUUUUUGACAACCAACUGGACUCGCUGCAGUAAGAAGACGUGCCGCGUACCGAUUCCGCCCAACCGGGUCACAGCAUAUCAGGCCAGAUGCCUCUGUUGCGGCACCUCCACCUGUGUUUGGUGCAAAGCGGCCUCCCCCCUUAAGAAUGAGUGUGAUAAGAAGCCUGCUCUAAGCCAACCCCCAUCUUCAAAAAACAACUUAGGCUGGCAGCAGUGCUUUGACUGCAAGGCUCUAGUAGAGAGAACAAGUGGUUGUAGCCCGACAAUAACCAGAUUCUGUAACGACUGUGGCAGAAGACGUUUGAUGUGCCGUUGCGGAAUGGAGCAGGCGAAGGACCUUUACCAGGCUCGACAAUUGUCGAAGGAGGAAUAUACACAGAGAUGGUGAAACCUGCGAUACCGCUUCGAAGAUGCCCAGGGUUGGGAUUGGGGUCCAGACGGAGGUCCGCUUCGCAGCUACUGCAGUUGUCUUCUUACUUCCGUCUCAGAUUCGAACAUGCUGGUCGUGUAGAGGUUCCAGAGAUUAACGCAUUCCUCAAUUUUAGA